GAUCAUGAUUGAAGUGGUUAUCAUGUAACCACUAGAUCAUGAUAACAAUCUAGAUAGAUAACUAUAAAUCAAAUCUCAACAGAUACGAGCUUAUCGGUAUCUGUCGCGUGAUUAAGCAAAAUUCUAAUCGCUUUAUUCCGCAUAAAAUAGCCAUUUUUAUGGGUUCCCGUGCUUCUAUCAUCUUGAUGCUUAGUUCUCUCCGACUCCAACAAGCGAUUCCUGUACGAUGUCGGAGUUUACGACAAAGACGAUGAGGAAGAUGAAGAGGGGAUGGGGGACUUCAUUGGGGAGAUCGCGCAAAUGAUGAGCCAGUCCAAACCCAGCGGGAGCGGCCACGAGAGCUUGGAGGAGCUGCAUCGGCAGUUCGUGGAGAUGUUCCUCGACGAACUGGACGCCGGAGAUCGCUUCUCCUCGGCCAGCCAAGGCGCGUCGUCCUGCGACGGCAGGGACGACGGCGGCGGUAACAAGCGUGGCAACUGGGCGGUGGACUGGGGCCAGGAGAAGCUGAACGAGUUGGGCCCGGGCACCGGCGGGUUCUGCUUCGGGGUGAGUCGCCGAGUCCACUCCUUUGAUCUUAUGAUAGACGCAGUCCACCUCAUCCAUUCUGAUCUGACUCUGGAAUAGCACAUUGCUGAUAUGACCUGCCAAAGUCGCCCAGCUGAUGUGGCGAAUUUUGGGUGGAUGGCCCUCCCCUUGCCUCACCAAUCACAGUAGAAGAAAUUUAUCAGUAUUUGUCACUGUACGGACUUCCUCGUGAAAUUUCUUGAUCUUUAAUUGGCCAGACGGAUGAGUCUCACUUGGGAGGACCACUGGUGAGUAGAAUUAUCAUCCUGAUGUGGAUUUGUCAUAUUGAACUUGUCAUGCAAGGAUUGGCAAAUCUUAAGAUUAGAACAAUCUUAUUAUUA
This is a messenger RNA of Musa acuminata AAA Group (dessert banana), 905 nucleotides long. RefSeq lists its product as uncharacterized. The record is from RefSeq and is a predicted model, not a curated record. The transcript has 3 exons. NCBI's taxonomy places the organism in Eukaryota, Viridiplantae, Streptophyta, Magnoliopsida, Zingiberales, Musaceae. Bases 271 to 624 code for a protein of 117 amino acids.